Sorghum bicolor (sorghum) is the source of this 2133-nucleotide messenger RNA. Its product is annotated as RNA polymerase II C-terminal domain phosphatase-like 4. The record is from RefSeq and is a predicted model, not a curated record. The transcript has 9 exons. Gene Ontology annotation, molecular function: RNA polymerase II CTD heptapeptide repeat phosphatase activity. The coding region runs from base 71 to 1810 and encodes 579 amino acids. Lineage: Eukaryota; Viridiplantae; Streptophyta; Magnoliopsida; Poales; Poaceae. Gene Ontology annotation, cellular component: nucleus.
CCUCCCUUCUUCCAAACGCUCUCCUACCCCCACCCUUCUGCCUGCCCUCGGCGCCGCGCGGCCGCGCCCCAUGAGCCUCGCGGAGGCGCCGUCGCCGUCCCCGUCGUCGUCGAGCGGGAGCGACGACUUCGCGGCGCUCCUCGACUCCGAGCUCGAGCUCGCCUCCGGCGCCGACUCGGCCUUCCCUGGCGACCCCUCCUCCGCUUUCCCCGCCGCCACCGACGACGAGGACGAGGAUGAGGACGAGGAUGAGGAUCCGGAGGUUGAAGCCGUAGAGCAAAACGGGCUAAAAUUAGGACAAGACAUGCAAGCAUGGGCCUUAGCUCGUAGCUUAUCCUCUCUGUUGUGUACCAAAAGGCGUAGAGUGGAGGAACAGCUCCAAGAUCAAGGAACAUCAGUUAGGCCUGACAAAAUUCCCACUGGUGCAUCUAAAAAUGUUCAGGUCGAGGCAUGUCCACAUCCUGGAUAUUUUGGUGGACUUUGCUUUAGAUGUGGCAAGCCACAAGACGAGGAAAAUGUUUCAGGAGUUGCUUUUGGUUACAUCCACAAGGGCUUGAGGCUAGGUACCUCAGAAAUUGACAGACUACGUGGUGCUGAUUUGAAGAAUCUGUUGCGUGAAAGAAAAUUAGUACUCAUUUUGGACUUGGAUCACACACUGAUCAACUCGACCAAACUCCAAGAUAUUUCUUCUGCUGAAAAAGAUUUGGGUAUUCAGACUGCUGCUUCAAAAGAUGAUCCAAACAGAAGCAUCUUUUCACUAGAUUCAAUGCAGAUGCUCACAAAGUUGAGACCAUUUGUCCGAGAAUUUCUGAAAGAAGCAAGCAAUAUGUUUGAGAUGUAUAUAUACACCAUGGGUGACAAAGCCUAUGCAAUUGAAAUUGCGAAGCUUCUUGACCCUAGUAACAUCUAUUUUCCUUCGAAAGUGAUUUCAAACUCAGAUUGCACUCAGCGACACCAGAAAGGUCUUGAUGUGAUUCUUGGAGCUGAAAGUGUUGCAGUGAUUCUUGAUGACACUGAGUAUGUAUGGCAGAAGCAUAAAGAGAACCUGAUUCUGAUGGAGAGAUAUCAUUUCUUUGCUUCAAGCUGCCGACAAUUUGGUUUUGGUGUUAGAUCUUUGUCAGAGUCGAUGCAAGAUGAAAGGGAGAGUGAUGGUGCUUUGGCUACUGUUUUAGAUGUCUUGAAGCGCAUACACUCGAUUUUCUUUGACUUGGCUGUUGAAACUGAUCUUUCUUCACAGGAUGUAAGACAGGUGAUCAAGGCGGUACGGAAGGAAAUACUGCAAGGUUGCAAAAUAGUCUUCAGUCGGGUGUUCCCAAACAAUACUCGCCCACAGGAGCAGAUGCUCUGGAAGAUGGCCGAGCAUCUGGGUGCUGUUUGCUCUACAGAUGUGGAUUCCAGUGUCACCCAUGUUGUAACUGUGGAUCUGGGAACAGAGAAGGCUCGCUGGGGUGUUGCCAACAAGAAGUUCUUGGUCCACCCACGCUGGAUUGAAGCAGCAAAUUUCCGGUGGCAUAGGCAGCCGGAGGAAGAUUUUCCUGUCACUGCCCCGAAGGAAAAGAGCAGAGAUAUAGAUAAUGCUGUGGCUGGCAAGAAGGAAACCAGCAAGGAUAAAGAGAAGGAAACGAUGAAGGGCAAGGAAGAAAAUGCUGCAGCUGGCCAGAAGGAAACGAUGAAGGACAAGGAAGAAAAUACUGUGGCUGACCAGAAGGAAACGGGGAACGAUGAAACAAAUGUAGCCGGUCAGGAGAAAGAUGGUGCCAAAGAAAAUGCUGUGGCCACAUCUACUACAGGUUAUCCUACUGACUCGUAAUCUAUGUUGGGCUCCAAAGGUAUCUGACACAUAGUGUAGGCAUGCAGGUUUGGUAAGGGGGAUGGAAAUUCAGCUUUUGUUAUUAUCCGUUCGUGCUGGCCCAGGAUUUUAGAUCUGGUCCAUUGCAAUUUUUGCUGCUGACCUGAAGCUGAUUGGGCCUCCGCCCCUAUAACUUUUACACAACGAUGGAACUAUAGGAGUUUAAGCAAAUUGAUGUUAUGGCACAAUUCUAGUUGAAAUCCAUGCGACUAUGCGCAGAUAUAUGACUGAUCCCUAGUGGAACUAUGGAUUCUUUAGUUGAAAAUGGUCCACGCUUUGUUAAA